CCUAAAACGAAUAUUUUGGAAAAAAAAAUUUUAAAAAUAGAAUGGUUUCGAUUUUUUUUAUAUUUUUAAGUAAACAUAUAUGCCCGUAUGGGUGCAUCGCCCCCACGUGUUACUUUUCUUGUAAUGUUAGGUGGGGACUAUUGAUACUUUCUUAACAUUAUUAAAAAUUUUUAAAAUUGUAAAUUGUUCUUUCUUCCUUGGUCUUUUUUUCCGGGAUUCCAAGCUUAUUGUACAUUCAAUGAUUUAUUAAUAAAGCAGUAUUUAUAUAAUUAAUAAGUUAUUUUUAUUUUGGUACCCGCAAGUUGAAUUUUCAGAAAUUUGUGAAAUUUGUUGAAAUUAGUUAUAUCUUAGCCUCUAUUUACGAAUGUAAUAAUUAAAAUGAAUUUGUGUUUUAGAUGACAUCCAUGGUACACAUUUUAUUACCGGAUUUGAAGGGAAAGGUCUUAGAACAAAAAAUAAUUGUGCCAUUUGCUAUGGGUUCAUUGAUAAAAUUAUAUAUAACAGUUCAAAAUCCAGUUAAGAUACAAGAUUUGAUGACACCAGAAUUCUGGGAAAGUAAUGUACUUUCGUAUUGCAAUCGUAAAACAGUGGCUUCUUCAAAUUUUAUUGGUGAAACUUUUUCGACAGUGGACUUGGGACUGACAUCAGUUAUGGGAAAGAAAUUCAUGACAAUCGGUUUAUGGUGUGAUAGCGAAACAGUAGAAGCCAAUGGACUGUUGGAACUGUAUAAAUAUAUAUCUAUUCAAGACCACGGGGAUUUGCGUCGAAGAAGGGCAUUUUUUUAUGGGAUACUUCGUAUUUUGAAAACCGCAUUAGGAGUAAUCAGAGACGAUUUGUUACAAAAAUUAAUUGAACAUUUUAGUCAGAUGCUAUAAUAUGGAUAAAAUAUGGUAUAAUAUGAAUAUCACAAAAAUUUAUAAUUUAAAGUCUUGUAACGGAGCAAACUAACAAAAACGGCCCUUCUCUUUUUAUCGUACCAAUUACUGUAAGUUUAUAAUCUUUUAGUAGUUUUUGUGUAAGAGGAAUAUUUGUGAACCAAUUGUCCAUUGUAAUAUUGCGGUUUGAUCCUUUUACUG
This is a messenger RNA of Acyrthosiphon pisum (pea aphid), 1076 nucleotides long. RefSeq lists its product as uncharacterized. The record is from RefSeq and is a predicted model, not a curated record. The transcript has 2 exons. Bases 396 to 875 code for a protein of 159 amino acids. Lineage: Eukaryota; Metazoa; Arthropoda; Insecta; Hemiptera; Aphididae.